CCCGCGCCGUGAGGCCGUAGCUGAGGCGGGGCCGGCGCGGCGACGGGGCCGGGCUGGGGGCGGUGGAGGCCGGGCCGGGCGGCAUGAUCGGCACCGUGCUCUGCUACGUGCUGUUGCCGGCGGCGCGGCUCCUCCAGGCCCUCCGAGAUGCUUUCUUUACCUAUCGAAAGAAUGUGCUUCUGGCGAAGAGCCCGUCCACCCAGAUAGAAGGUGUCUUUGCUGCAACCAGAGGAAGAUCAGCUCCAGAAGAGCAAGAAGUCCUUCUCCAGCAGUGGCUGGAGGAAGGAGUAGGGAAUUUGCCAGCCAGUGAGAGUGUUCCAUCAGUCAGGAAGGUAUCAGUUACACUCACUAGUGACUGGUUAGAAGGUUCACAGCUAUUGAUGACCAGCCUCAGCGAUCUGAAUACAUCUCCAGAAGUCACCCAGUGUGCUGAUCAGCAGCACUCAGAGCUAAAUGCCUUGGCUUCUUCAGAACUGCAAGAUCAUGCAGUGGCAGAACUGGCAAGAUUACCAUCAGAGGAAACAGUGACUGUAGCAGGCAGUGCCCCUUGGGCAGCUGUGGUGCCACAGGCAGAUCACCAGACAGCUGGCUGUGCUGGUAUCAACGUGGAAGUGCUGAAUGAUGACCCAGCUGUGCUGGCCUGGAGUUUAGCAUGUGAUGCAGAGACGGUGCCACCAGUGCUCCCAGCCCAGCCCAUUCAGGAUGCGGUGCCAUUUUAUCCUGUCUCAACGGAGGUGCCCUACCAUGAGAUCUUAUGGAGAGACUGGGAGGAUCUUUCUGUCCAGCCCUGUGUCUUAGAGCAGGUCUCAAAAAACACUCCCCUCUUUGAAUUUCGAGUCAUGUCUUACAACAUCCUUGCCCAGGACCUGGUGGAGCAGGGCCUUGAUCUCUAUGUACACUGCCAUCCAGACAUCCUGAACUGGAACUACCGCCUUCCAAACCUUUUGCAGGAGAUCCAGCAUUGGGAUCCUGACGUUCUGUGUCUCCAGGAGGUGCAAGAGAAUCAUUACUGGGAGCAACUGGAACCAACAUUCAAGGAGAUGGGCUUUGCUUGCUUCUAUAAACGGAGAACCGGGACGAAGACAGACGGAUGUGCAGUGUGCUAUAAGCGCAGCAGGUUCCAGCUGAUCAGUCUCAGCCCCAUAGAAUACUUCCGGCCUGGCCUGGACGUCCUCAACCGCGAUAAUGUGGGCUUGGUGCUGCUGCUGCAGCCUGUGCUCCCCGAAGGUCUGGGUCUGGAGGCAGUCAGUCCUUUGUGUGUGGCCAACACUCAUGUGUUGUUCAAUCCCCGUCGAGGAGACAUCAAACUGGCCCAGGUGGCCUUGCUGCUAGCAGAGAUUGACAAAAUUGCAAGAACUACUGAAGGCAGCUACUAUCCUGUCAUCUUGUGUGGAGACCUGAACUCUGUACCUGAUUCUCCACUCUACAAAUUCAUCCGGAAUGGUGAACUUUCCUACCAUGGGAUGCCAGCCUGGAAGGUGUCUGGUCAGGAAGACUUUUCCCAGCAAUUGUAUUCACGGAAGCUGCUGGCCCCGCUGUGGCCAAGCUCACUGGGUGUCACAGACAAGUGCCAGUAUGUCACCCUGUGCCAGCCAAAGAAACCUGGGAGACGUGAAUACAGCCGUGACUUCCUGCUGCAGUUCCGCUUUUGCGAUGUUGCCUGUGAACGACCACCGCAGCUGGUCCUCCUGGAAGGUGUGACAGAUGCUAAACCAGACCGCCCUGCACACUGGCCCAAGCCUGCUGCCAUGGUGAAAGACCCUGAUCCCCAGCCAUUCAUCCCAAGGUGUUCAGGUGUUAUCCAGCAUGGCCUCAACCUGACCUCUGUCUACAGCCACUUCUUGCCACAGAGGGGACGCCCAGAGGUCACAACAAUGCCCAUGGGGCUUGGAGCUACUGUUGAUUACAUUUUCUACUCAGCAGAGCCUGUGGAGAGCAAGGCGGGUCGCAGGCUGUACAAGGAUGGAGCCCUGAAGCUGCUUGGCCGUCUUUCUCUUCUCUCUGAAGAUGUCCUCUUGAUGGCAAAUGGCUUACCAAAUCCUUUUUGUUCAUCUGAUCAUCUCUGCCUACUGGCUAGCUUUGGCUUGGAGAUCUCCAGCCUCAGAGAGAGUUAGUGUUGGUUCUCUUUCCCUAAAGAAAAGUUGUUCUGAAAACAGCAAUUGAGACUCUGGAUUGCACAACCUGCUUGCAAGAAAACCCUUUUCCUUGUCAUGUCCUAAAAGUCCUUUUCUCCCCUCACACCCUCACUAAACGCAGGGAUGGGAGAGUUGGAGUGCUUUUUGCAUUGGUAUUUUCUGCAUCUCUGCAAACCUGAGCUGUGUUCCCCAUGGGCUGCCAGGUGUCAGCAUCUCUUUAAGAGACCUUGUUCCACUGCCUUGGUUGGCAGGUGUUUUUGUGCUGCAGGAAC
Messenger RNA from Onychostruthus taczanowskii (white-rumped snowfinch), 2407 nucleotides. RefSeq names its product angel homolog 1 (gene ANGEL1). Bases 84 to 2114 code for a protein of 676 amino acids. Gene Ontology annotation, molecular function: 3'-5'-RNA exonuclease activity. The record is from RefSeq and is a predicted model, not a curated record. The transcript has 10 exons. NCBI's taxonomy places the organism in Eukaryota, Metazoa, Chordata, Aves, Passeriformes, Passeridae.